AUGAAUGGUGUACCUCAGUGCGAUGAAUCAAGCCCGCAAUGCCUGCGCUGUGUCAAGCGACAAAUCCCCUGUUCCUUUCUAGAAGACGGCUCUGAAAUCUUUCCAAACCCGUCCGGAAACUCGUCCAACUACGAUACGUCCACUCCCAAGAGCCUCGAGUACGCGCCGUCCGAUCCAGACCAACCACGCCAUGGAGGGCUGCCGAAAUUUACGCCACAAUCUAGCCUCGUGGCAGGCAAGGAGCCUUCGCGCGGUGCCAAACAGUUCGAUCUCUUGGACCUAGAGCUGAUCCAGCACUACUCGACUCGGACCUAUAUGACCAUGUCGUCGAGGCUGGCCACCCAUACGGUGUGGCGAGACACCAUAUUUGCAGAGGCCUUGCGCCAUGACUAUCUUCUGCACGGUCUGAUGGCUACCUCGGCCCUUCAUAAAGCCACAUUGCAGCCCAAGACCUCUGAGGCCUACGCCGAGUAUUCCAAAGUAGCAUUGGCUCACCAGAAUGCCGCUCUCGCCGGGUACAUUCCAGCCGUCAGCAAGCCAAAUCAAGAUAACGGCAUCGCCCUAUUCUCCGUGUCUCUACUUCUUACCGUAUGGGCCUUCGCAUCCAAGCGCCUACCUGAAGGGUUGAAUAGUGUCAAGCUUGAAUUCAGCCACGGCGAAAAUUCCCCCGGAAUUACACUUCCGAUGCAUUCACCGACGGCUGAUUUCAUCGAGAUCAUAAUGAUUCUUCGAGGUAUAUAUGCGGUGAUUAGAGAGACCGACACCUGGCUUCAAGGCGAUAUUGAAGAACUGUUGCGCUAUCCUCGGUCCGAAGACCUGCCUCCACAUUCUGCUGAUGUCACGGAAGCCUUCGACAUACUCGCCCAAGCCUCCCAAGACCCUCGAUUGACACCGCCUCGAGAAGAUGAAGACGACGCAAUCGUGCAAGCGCUGUGUCUCGAGCAAUUAGAACAACUACGCGACAUCUCUAGAUGCCGAUCUGUGGUCGAAUGGGAUGGCCAUAUUUUCUCGUGGCUGGUCAUGUCUCCACCAUCAUUUAUCCACUGUCUCAGACAAGGCAGACCCAUGGCCCUGGCCAUAUUUGCACAUUGGGCCGCCAUGUUCCGUUGUAUGGAUCACCAUUGGUGGGCAACCGGAUGGGCAUACAGCUUGGUGGUUGAUGUGUCGGGCCUUCUUGACCCUAUCUGGGCUCGUUACUUGGACUGGCCUAGAAGACAAGUUGGCCUCGUCUUUCAAGACGGCGCCGCUUUCGAUGGCCGCAGACUAACAUGA
Messenger RNA from Rhinocladiella mackenziei CBS 650.93, 1272 nucleotides. RefSeq lists its product as uncharacterized. The record is from RefSeq and is a predicted model, not a curated record. Lineage: Eukaryota; Fungi; Ascomycota; Eurotiomycetes; Chaetothyriales; Herpotrichiellaceae. The transcript has a single exon. Gene Ontology annotation, molecular function: zinc ion binding; DNA-binding transcription activator activity, RNA polymerase II-specific. Gene Ontology annotation, biological process: regulation of transcription by RNA polymerase II. Bases 1 to 1272 code for a protein of 423 amino acids.